Molecule: messenger RNA, 3310 nt
Organism: Anneissia japonica
Lineage: Eukaryota; Metazoa; Echinodermata; Crinoidea; Comatulida; Comatulidae
Product: MAM and LDL-receptor class A domain-containing protein 1-like
Exons: 10
Coding region: 1003-2841 (612 amino acids)
Biological process (GO): nervous system development
Cellular component (GO): membrane
Molecular function (GO): calcium ion binding
Source: RefSeq, a predicted model, not a curated record
CAUUUUGGGCGUCUCAAAUGGUAAAGAGGUAAGGCAAUGACACCGCUAACUACACCAUUAACAUUGGAGAUGGUUCGGUUGGUAAUAUCGGAUAUUAAUACAUUUUGGCUCAUGUGAAGUUUAAUAAACCCAUUACAUCUUUUGAAAGAGUAUGGGGCAACCACGAUGCUCUGGGUCAUUUCAACCCCUGUCGGUGCGGAAAUAUGAGAACACGAAGCAACUGAGCACCUCUCUAAAGCUGCACUGAUGCAGUUGCCACAGACCAAAGCCAUACGCAAUACAACACAAUGACGCAGCAAGUAACGGGUUUUUUACAACUUUAAAUUUCCUAACUUUAUCGUUAUUAUUAUUUCAACAAGUUAUAGCAUAGAUCUACGUCGCUAAUGCAGCACCUCGUCUGAGGCAACAGUUGCCUCAAACCUCACUGACAUCAGCCAGUCAUGAUUCAACCAUCAUACAUAAUCUGUGAUUCAAUAUAUCCUUAUCAAAUGUAUUUAUGAACUACCACACUAGUAAUUAUCGAUAUUAAAAAAAAAUAAUGUAGGCCUAAUUUGGAUUGUAGGCGCUCACUGAAACAUUAGGUAAUUAAUGUUUUGAAACAAAUCAACAUUAAUGAUUCAGGAUAUUGAGUUUAUUAGGUUCUUGAAUUAGGUCACUGUAAUUUGUAUUUGAGAUCUCACUCUCUACAAUUUUGAAGGAUCAUUAACGAUGCUUACAAAGUGAUAACAAUAUCCAAACAUGAACCUAUGUAAUUAUCUGCCGUAUCUACAGUGUAUAUAUGCAGUGUAUAUAACAGUUAAGGUGCAAAGUGCGGUUUAUGGUCCCAUCAGUUAUCUUAACAAUUAUAUGGUGUGUAUACUUCAACGAGCUUCGAUGUGUUACAAGCUACUUGCUAAUAUUGCUAAUCAAUAUACGGUAUAAUUUAGACCUACAAAGUGUUGAUCGGAGUUGUUAUAUGAGCGUGAAUUAAUAUUUAUAUCGUUUUACUGAGAAUUCUUUGAAAUGAUUUGCUACAAAUUUGGAACAACGUUGUUACUUAUAAGUUACCUCCUUUAUCCUGUUGUUUGUGAAGUUGGUGACUGUGAUUUUGACGAUAAUCUCUGUGACUGGACAAAUUCAUUUGAUGAUCAAUUUGAUUGGGGUCGCAGACGCUUCCCAACUAGAACACCACUCACUGGUCCAACGGGUGAUCACACCUCUGGAAGUGGACGCUUUGUGUACCUUGAAGGAAACAAUGCAAGGGAUGGAAGCUCAGCAAAGUUAGUCAGCCCGGUUCUUAGCCCAUCUAAAUCGAGUUCAGAACUGAAUAUCUUGUAUUUUUGGUAUAGCAUGUGGGACCUUCUUGGUGGCAAUAUGGGAACACUUAAAGUCUGGAUAAUGCACGACGGACGUCUGGGCGAUGAGCCUAUUUGGAGUAAAAAUGGUCCUCAGACGAAGCGAUCUGAAUGGAGAGAAGUUGAACUCGUUUUACAUUCGGCUUCUCCUUUCCAGAUUAUUUUCGAAGGUAUCAUCGGCAGUGGUAACAGAUCAGAUAUAGGAAUCGAUGACGUCAAAUAUAUACAUGCAGCGUUACCUGGAGAGUGUGAUUUUGAAGGUGGCAAUCUUGGAUCUCUUUGCGGUUUCUACCAAGACGACACUGAUCACUUCGAUUGGUUAUUACAUAGUGGUGAAACGCCCUCACUCGAUACGGGACCUUUCUUUGACUCUACCUUUCAAAAUGGGUCCGAGGGCCAUUACAUUUAUAUCGAAACAACGAGACCCGACGAAGAAAGAACCGCUCGUCUGAUUGGUCUGCCAUACUAUAAAGAACAAGGCAGUGUCUGCUUUUUUAGUUUUAAAUAUCAUAUGUUUGGAGCCAACGUCGGUGAACUGAACAUAUACAUCCAAAACAACAAAGUAUGGUCGCAGUCAAAUGGAACUGUAGACGGUUGGCAGGAUGGAAGAAUCAGUCUACAAAAUAUUUAUGGGUACUACGAGGUAGAAAUUGAAGGUAUUCGUGGAGAUGGGAAUUUAGGUGACAUAGCAAUCGAUGACCUAUCGUUCACAGGGAACGGAUGUACUGAUAUUGAUAAAUGUGCAAGUAAUCCUUGUCAAAAUGGCGGGACGUGUUCACAGUCGUCAUCUCAAUUCAAAUGCGCAUGUGUACCAGGGUGGACUGGACUAUAUUGUCAAUUAGACAUUCAAGAAUGUCGAAGCGAUCCAUGUCGUCCGCCCAAGUCACGAUGCAUCGAAGAUUUAAAUGGGUAUACUUGCGAGUGUCCACAAGGAUUAAGGGGUGACGCCUGUACCGCGUGUGAUGUGAACUGGAAGCCACCAGACUGUUCCUCCUGCCAGCCCAAUUGGGUGGGAGAAGACUGUGACACUUGCUCAAAUGCCUGGACUGGGAAUAAAUGUAACGUAUGCCCCGAUAAUUGGUCUGGUUCGAACUGUGACCAAUGCUCAUUACACUUUAGUGGAGAUGAGUGCCAGUAUUGUAGUGCGCGAUUCACCGGGCCUGAUUGUGUAUCCUGUUCCGAGAGAUGGACAGGCGAAGAGUGUAACGAAUGCUCUGAUAAAUGGACAGGGGAAAACUGCGACAGAUGCAUUGAAGGAUGGACCGGUACAAUCUGUGAUGUUGCAAGUGACGGAAAUAAUGAUGAAAAUAAGGGUGUUGACCCUGAAAAUAUUCCGGCAAUCGUUGCAGGAACCGUAGGAGGCGUCCUUGUGAUUUUGAUUGCUGCAUCUUUUGUCGUGUACUGUCAAAGUAAUGACGAAGAGAAUGUUGAAGAUAAUAUCAAAAUGUCGGAGCAAGUGGUAGAGAUAGAAGGAACAAACAAUAAAACGUAUAGCGAGUCUUUAUAAUACAAAUAAAUAAAUUAAUGUCUCUUAUUUAGAAUGAAAACGUAUUGCCUCUUAUCAGUAAGACAGUGAUAUAUGGAUUGGUAAUAUUGGCCAUCUAGCUUUUGUAUUAUCCUUUUCACACAUAGUCUCAGUUAUUGUUUAGUUUUCCACCAAUCAGCGGCAAGUCUCACUACCCAAAACAUAUAAGUAUUUCACUGUUUUUGAAUUUCUGCAGAUAUUAUUCUCCUGAAGACGAUUGAAGUCACUCAAUCGAAACGUCGAAAUAUUCCCAACCAAAAACAACAGUUCUUUUCAGAACCGCAAGCAUGAAUAAUAUUGGCCAUGUUCCUUAAUUAUCCAUGAAAAUAUAGUACAUGCACUUCGUAUCUGGAGAGAAAAGCGCUAUAUAAAAAAAUAAAUAAAUAAUAAAAAAUAAUAAUAAUAAUACAGUAAUAAUAAUAAUAAUAAUAAUAAUAAUAGUAAUAAUGAU